UGUAAACUUAUAAUCAAUCAAACCGAUGUUCAAGGGCUAAAAAAAAGAAACCCAAAAAGGGCACAGGCUUCAUGUUCAAUAGUGAGAAACUUGGGGUGGGCAAACCAGAAGAUUGCAGUUGGCAAUUGGCAGGUUUUCGGAGACCGGCUUCCCAGUGAGGAUGCAGCAGAGACAAUAGCAAUAGACUCUAACAAUCAGCCGAAGUCUCCACUGGAAAAGUUUAUGGUCAGACUGUGUACACAUCACCAGAAGCAAUUCAUUCGUGUGCUAAACGACAUCUACACUGAAGUACAACCAGACUCUGAAGGCCAGCAGUUGUCUGAAUCGGAGAGCAUGGAGGCCUCCACCUGUGGUUCGGGUUGUAGCCAGCAAAGCACUGAAAAUCAAGAUAAGGGUGCUAUUUGUACUGAAUCAAAGCCCCCUUAUUCCUCGGACCCAGGACAGUCGGGGUCCGAUGGCCUCCUGCAUGUUACAGGACAAGCCCCGAAGCAGCCGGUGGAGCUGAAGUCUCUGGACAGAGCAGAGAGCUCCAGUCUUGCUUUGAGAAGGGACUUUUCCGAGCUCCCCGUCACCAGGCUUCAUUCUGCUAGUCCAAAGGAUAGCUCCACCCAAGGAUACCUCAGCACGUUGAACUCUUCCUCUUUGAAUUUCCAUCAUGCCGCAAAGAGCCUGGAAGGGCAGCAAGCUGCUGGACACGAACAAGAAUCCAGUGUCAGAAAGUGUGAGGACAAUAAAGAGCAGCUAGCAGGUAAGACUCUCAUGGAAGGUUAUAUCUCGGUCAAAAUGGCAAAUGUGAACGGCAGCGAGGACAGCUUAGACAGCUGUCUGGGGUCCCAAAAGAGCUCUUUCAGAGCUCUGCCGGAAGAGUCGUGGGAUCCCAGCUUUGCGGUGACCUCUCCUCGCAGAGCUGACAAAGAAAACACUUUGCAAUGCAGCUCAAAAGCAUCUUUGCACCAGGACUUAGACACAAAAGAACAAGAUGCAAGACCAAAGCAAGAAAACCACCUGCAUGCCAUGGCCAAGGUCAAGGCAGGCUGCCACCUGCACCCGGCCGACAAGAGCCCGCUUGACAAGUCCAAAGAGGGCUGGCUGCCUGCUGGCGCCGCGCCAGCCGCUCACCGGACCCCCGGCGGGCACCCCCGCGCCAAGGCAGCCUCCCUCAGAUCCACUCGGAAGAGCAAGAAAGCGUCAGGGCUGAGGAUCAAUGACUACGACAACCAGUGCGACGUGGUCUACAUCAGCCAGCCCAUCACCGAGUGCCAUUUCGAGAGCCAGCGGUCGGUGUCAUCCCGCAAGACAGCAAGGAAGAGCACACGGGGGUACUACUUCAACGGGGAGUGCUGCGAGCUCCCGACUGUCCGCACACUGGUUAAGAGCUCCCGGGCGGAGGAGAAGGGGAGCAGCCCGGCGCUGCGAACUGAGACCCUUGUAAGCGCUAAGCCGUCCCUGGUGCUCUCAGUGGGGGGGUCUGCAGGGGCAGGACGGGAAGGCGAGAAAAGGGUUUCCCUGAGGCUCCUGGCUAAAGGGGCACCAACCAACCGAGAAACGAAAGAGAGAGCUGAGCCAGGCUCCGUGCAGCCCCGGGAUACCCGGGCACUGCGGUCGAGGGAAGCCGCUAUGGCCCUGCCCUUCUUCUCCCUCUCUGCUCCACCCAGCCCCCAGAAAGAGGACAGCUUGGCUGGCUCGCCACCCCCUGGCUCCCCUCCCACUGGAGGAGCAGGGACGAGAGCGGGAGGCACCGUCCCCAUGGAGGCUGGCAGCAGCCUGGGCUCCUCCGGGGAUGGCAGCAGCAGCGGGCAGGCUGCCAAUUUUGCUGCCCCUCCUGUCUCAGAAGCAUCCGGUGGCGAGAAAGGUUGCCCAGGCUCUGAUGUACAAACUGAUCUGGACGUCCCUGCCAGCCCGGAGCCAAAGUUCCCCUCGCAGCCCUCCGCCGCUGCAGGCACAUCACCCCUGGCCCACGAUGGUGCCAGCGAUCCUGCCCAGCUUCCAGGUGUGGGAGAUGCAGAGCCCUGCGGGCUGUGUCCGGCAGAGCCCUCCCCAUGCUCUGCAGGCCAGCAUGCGCCUGAUGAGCCCCCUGCCACCAUGGAAGGGGUGAGCCCCCCAGAACCCCCUGCCACCUUGCAGUGUGUGGAUGUGAACAAAAGCAUCGAUCCUGAACCAGAAGCCGAAUCAUCGGGCAUGGCGGGUGACAGCUCCCUUGAGCAAACGGAGGCUGUGCUUGCCAUCACAGCCCUCCCUGAAAUCUCGGAAGGGGAGGCGGUGACAAAUAACAGCCCAGCAGGUGAAAAAGAGCCCACUGAAGGGGAGAUGCCACCUGAACCUGAUGGCUCAGACACUGCAGGGAAAGACUCUGUCUCUUCCAAAGACAGUCUAGACAAGAAACGAAAGAAAGGCAGGAGAGUCCUUGUGGCAUCAGACCGGCGUCUCCGAAGCCAGCAAUUCCAGUCACCCACCGAGGGCAGUGCUGAGGAUACUGGUUCUUCCAGCUCUGUGCAGCUUCCUUGCCUUCAGGUCAAACUCUCCAAGAGCCCUGGCGCUAAGCGGUUCAAGAGAGAAGCGCACCUGGAUGGGGCAGCAUCCAUGCACUUCCCAAAUGACUGCUUCCCCAACACGCUGCUCAAAACCAGUGAGGGGCUGGGCACUGGUCAGGCCCCAGAGAGCAUCGCUGAGCAGCAGCCAGGCGAGGAGAAUGGUGUCACUACCAGACAAACUUAUAAAAGCAUCUUAGCAAAAGAAACUGUGGCAGAGGGAGAAAAUUUCUCUAAAGACAACCCCCCUGCUAAUUGCAGCCAAAAUCAACCGGGUGAGAUGCUGGAAAUCAGUGUCCACACUGACUCUGAGAGGCAAAGCACUCUCCUCCCUCCAGAGAGCAGCAUGCCUGCAAAUGAUGCCAAGCAAGUGGAUGUGAAACCGGACGAUGCCAGCACAAAGGACGAGGAGAGCUCCAACAGUGCCAUGAACACAGGCAAGCUGGAGAGCUUCAAGCCAGUGGCCAGUUCACCUCCAUGUCCCGGCAGCAGAGGUGGGAGCAAGCAUCUUCCAGCAAAGGCUGCAACGCAUAAAAAGGUUGCCCUCCAGUUUUAUAACUUAAGGCACGCACCCACACCCAUAGACACAGCAAAAAAGAGCACACCAGGGAAGGAGUCUAUGCAAGCGAUCCCGAAGUCAAGGGACGAAUGCAGUUCAGGGAAUGACGACUCCCUGGCGUUGGAGGACACAGACAUGGCUGACAGCAAACCAAAGUUCAUGGAGUGGUGUGCUGAAGAGGAGACCCAGGAACUCAUUGCUCAGUUCAACACCCAGUACAUGAAAGUUCAGAAGGGCUGGAUUCAGCUGGAGAAGGAGGUGCAGCCAACCCCCAAGGUAAAGAACAAAGCCGACAAACUAAAAGAGAUUUGGAAAAGCAAGAAAAGGACACGGAAAAGUAGGGGCUCUCUGGAAGUGCAGAAGCUUUCUCCUGUCCAGAUGCUGUUUAUGAAGGCCUUCAAGCUGUCCGACAUCUGUCAGUGGUUUCUGGAGACAACUGAAACCAGGUCUCUAGUGAUCGUGAAGAAACUCAACACCCGUCUCCCAGGGGAGAUUCCCCCCAUCAAAGUCCCCAUGCAGAAAUAUUCCUCUUCCAGUCUCUACCCCAGCUCACUGCAAGCCGAACGGUUGAAAAAACACCUCAAGAAGUUUGCCGCCACUACCCCGGCUCGGAAUAACCUGAAGAACCAAAAGCUUUGGGCCAAAAUUCGGGAGAAUGCUGAUAAAGCGGAGGCUGAAGAAGCCACUGCUCCCAGCCAGACGUCUCCCACUGGCACCGGCGCCGAGGACCUGAGCGAAGACAAAACCAUCCAGCCUGCCCCCAGUUUGCCCACGCAGGCUAGCACCAGGAUCCUGCGCAAGUACUCCAACCUGCGGGGCAAGCUGCGAGCCCAGCACCGCAUGGUGAAGGCAGAGAAGAAAAGUGAUGGCCCGGGGGACCACCCAUCCCUGGAGAGCAAGCAAAGCAGGAAGAGCGUGUGCAUCAACCCACUGAUGUCUCCAAAGCUGGCCUUGCAGAUCAAAGCAGACGCCUUUCCUGCUAAAUCUCUGUCAGUGGAUGGGUCGGGGAAGGGGCGGAAGGGGAAGAGCAGGUCCCAGGAGGACCCCUCACCCAAAGCUGAUCUCCAGCUCAGCAGGAAGAAGAGGAUGCUGAAGGAGAGUGGGAGCACCCAGGAGCGGUCAGGCUCCUCCACCAAGGACAAGCUGCCUGCCAAGAAGGCCAGUAAAAUAAAGCAUUCGGAGGUCAGCACGAAAGCUCCUGCCACCCGAAAGCAGGCUGCCAUGGAGAGGAGCAGUAAGCUGGCUAGAAAAAUGUCUUUGAAAGAGAAGAGAGCCCCGAAAAGGCAGCUGGAGAAGGUGCGACUCCCCAUGCGGAAGGGCAAGGAGAACACGAGCAGACGGGCUGUGCUGCCCCCCAGCUUUGAGGAGCUGGCCAAGUCCCCAAAGCAGAAGCCCCUGGGGGAGUCCUCCACACGGUCGCAGAAGAUGGCCAACAAGAAGCCCAGCAGUGGGAAGACCCUGACGAGGUCCAUGAAGAAGUUGCAGGAGAGCAGCGGGUCGCAGGGCAAGAGGAAGCUGAGGGCAAAAGUGGACUGUUCUCACAGCAAGCGCUCGCGACUGGAUCCGAAAUAGUGAAGAACUGGUAGCCAUGUACAAAACUGAUGUAUAGUAGUAACCCUUUACCAUGCAUUAACUAAAGCUGCUUUUAUAAGCUGUAGCAAGCCUUUAAAAAUCCGCAGUUAAAGGAUAAUGCCCGUGAUUUGAGGCAUCGGCAGAUGUGUCUCGGACAGAGAAGAGGUUGGCCUGUCUGGCUCUGCUGUUCAUAAGGAAGUUUCUGCAGUUUGAACGUUCCUUGGGUUUUUUUUUUAAACUUGGAACCAGGCAGUUUUAGUUAAAAGUACAGUGCCUUAUUUAUCACUUUAAAAAUAAAAAUAAGAAGCUCGUCUGUGUGAUUUGGAGGCUUGCGUUUUAUACUUGAGGCACAAGCACUUGUACUGUAGCAGAAAGAAAAACCACCUUUGUGCACAUGAAGUAGCUUUCGGCAGCCUUUGGGUGCACGCAAACAUUUCCUUUUCCUUCAGAGUCCUUCUAAUGUCUGUCUUCUUAGUGGCAUUUAAAGCAAAACCAAAACCAUUUCCCAUCACUGAGGGAGAGAAAGGCGAAUCUACCCUUUGUCAGUUUGUUCAGUAGUGGCUGCUGGCGUCCCAUACUGUUACCUGCAUAAAAGUAUUAAUUAGCUACUGCUGUGUGUACUGCUGAUGGCUGCCUUGCUCCCCCAUUGCACAGCCCAUGGGGUGGGGAGGUCCCGCUCAGGCGGGGGCAGCAGAGGAGGUGCUGCGGGUACCAGGUUGCCGCAUCCCCUGCUGCCAGGCAGGCGCGCUGGGCUGUAUCCAUCUUUAUUUCUUGCUGGCUUCAGGGAUGAAUCAGUCCUGCCAUGCCCUGCUUUUGGACAGACCUCUGUCUCCCAUUUUGCUGCGCUCAUGGUGAUUUCUGUAGUGUCUGACAGUAAAGCAGUCUCUGCAGCACUUCGGUAAAGGUUGAAUCUCUCUCUUUAUACGAGCUCAACACCCUCCUGAUGUUGGUGCUCUGCGGCAGGGGAGACCUGGCCCUCGCCCUGUGCUCUUGUGCACAUCUUGCCUAGCACCCUCCUAAGCCAGGAUUUGCAGCUGGAAUAGGGUUGAGAGAAGGAACUAACUUAAGUUUAUUUUUUACUGUAAUUUGCAUUGCAUCCUUUUACUAGCAAGGUGCAGUUGGUUUGUCCUUGCCUGUGUCUGGUGCUGUGGAGUCUGAAAGCAGCCAAGACUCUGCCCUGUCCUGCAUGACACCUUUGCAGGGCUCUUCUGCAAGCCUCUGCAGCACGUUUGAAAGUCGACGGGGGAGUCUGCAGUGGCAGAACAGGGUCACGAUGCCUAGCACCUCUGAGAAAAACCUGCUAGAAGUGCAGAGUGCAUGGCUGUGCUGGCUCAGCCGGGCAGGGAUGCUCAGUGGCUGAGAAGGGACUGCUGCAGUCUGCGCUUGAGGAGAGGACCCGGCUCAGCCAUUGAAUCUCCAGGGUUUCACUUGUUUGUUGCUGCACAAAGUCUGUUUGCAUGAAUCCCGAUGCAAGCCUCCUCCCGUGCAGAAAGCAGCGAUGCCUGAGAGGGCACUGCACAGGCCCUGGGGUUGCCUGACCUUUAACAGCCUUGCUGGUCCUCGCUUAAGCUCCUUGUCCCUGCUGAGAGCAAGGCUCCGGGGCAGGCCACACGUUAGAGAUGCCUGCCUUGGUGGCAGAGGCUAGAGGGGGCUCGGCUGCAAUGGGAAUUGCUUUUCACGGUUGGCAUUGAACCCCAGAUCCCAAAGCCUGUGGACUGGAGGUGGAAAGCAGAUAAUCAUCUUGAAAUCUUUCAUUGUACCCAUUUAGUGUAGAGGAUCAAACAAGGCGUUUGAGAUUUGCAUGUCCUUCGCAGGGCACCUCUGGCUCUAUUGCAGGUAUUCCCUUCCCCCAGCACUGACGCAUAUGAGGCUGCGGCACAUUUUUCUCUUACUAUGAAAUGGCUGAUUUAAAAAAAAAAAAUUCUUUACCUUUCCUUUGAAUCAUGCCAGAAUAAGUUAACUCUCUGAACAGCUAGGAAGUGAUUAAAUCUAGCCUGUCAGUCCCUGUACAGAUUAAUAUGAAGUUAUCUAUUACUUUAAUUUUUACUGCAUGCAUUAAAUAUGUCAAACAUUCCAUCAGAAAGGAUUUAAAAGCGUUUCAGGAGAGGUGUGAGGCAGGAGGGCACUGAUGGCAGUUAAAUGACUGUCUGUACCUUUCUUACAGAUUGUCUUUCCCUCUUGCUUCUCCAUCUGUACUUACAGCCCUCCUCUUCCCUCCGCCUGGGGCAGCCUCUCUGCAGGCGCACAGGCCCAGGAUUUCCCCUCCUUCCCCUGGGCCAAGUGUGUGUGUGAGCACCCCUCUUACCUCCACUCCUCACACCACUCCCCUGCAGCAAAACCCCCUUUCCCCAUCCUUCGCCGUCACUCCCAGAGCGCCUGCGCUGGGCUGUGCACGCAGAGCCGUGCAGGGCACCACAUGCCGAGCACUCCUCAGGGCUUUCCCCCUCUUUUGUUCUCUUUCAUUUUUUAGCUGCUAGUCAAUGCAGGCUGUCCUGCUCUCCAUCUUCUGUGCUUCUGGGAGUGGCAUCCUCAUUAGGAUAAAAACCUCAACAAAGCAAGUGGAAAGAGUCUUUCUAGAUGGGGUGCUGCUGCGCCAGCCUCCCGGCUGCCUUCCUGCGCCCUGGGGCUCCACCAGCGCCAGCUGGCUCAGCAUGGCAAGGGUGGGAGACGGCAGGCGUCACAGUGGUGCGGGAACGGAGCAGCAUCUGGGUGUCUGUCCCAAUUCGGUGCACACUGCUUGGCUUAGGUGGUGGUGGGAUCAGCACGCCGAGGUUCCCGGCAGUGUCCCUGCCAGGUGUCAACUCUGGAGAGGAAUGGCCAGGACCCGUCAUGGGAAGAAAUCAGAGAUGCUAAAAGGAAAAUCAUAUUCCUUCCACCCCUCCCCUUUGAACUUCCAUUCUUGAUCUGUAGCUUUCCAUCACAUCGUAUUUUGGCUUGGUUUGAUGGAGCUUUUCUGUGCUGACAGCAGGUCCCCAUGGGACAAAGCCUUGUCAGCAAGAUGCUGUAGGAGUCGCAGGGCUCUGGGAAGGAGCGAGAUGACAUUGGCCAUGCUGGGCAGUAUGCAGGCAAGGUGGCCUCUGUGUGACCUGUGUGCCUACAGCUUGUCCUGGGCUCCCAUCGCCUUCAGCCAGCAGUUCUGUCCCUCCCUGGGUGAGUCCUGGCUUUCCCACGUUAGAUCCAGUGUGUCCUGCUCAUGAAAUCUGCGCAAAGAUCCUACUGACUUUUAAUAGAAGCUGGGCUGUGCCUUGUGGGUGUAAAUCUGAAUUUCUGCUCCCUUUAAUGAGAAAAGGUAGGGGGUGUGUUUUUUGUCAGGAUGGGGCUGAAAAGGGGAUUCCAGACUGGGCUGUGGGUUGUUAUUCUUGUCUUCAAAAAAUGAAUGAAGAGAAAGCAAAUAAUUUUGAGUUUUUUUCAAGGAAAACCAUUUUAAAUAGAGUUGGCCCAGCUGGGGGCAGGGAGCAGUGGUUUUGCAGGAUAUGCUCAGCUAGGCCAGGGGUGAGAUGGCCAGCAGAGACCCUCCUGGCUCCCGGCUCCACUCUCCGUGGGUCCGGUCCCUGGCGCUGCAACCCCUGCAGGGCUCUUCCUGGCUGGGCACAUAAACCCUGCUCAGAGCUGCUCUGCCCUCUGCCUCCUCCUUUCCUCCCAACAACUCCACCUUAUUUAAAAAUUACAGUUUUGAGGAAAACCAGGGUGAUUGUUCUCUACAUCAUGCUGUUUGUGAGGAGCUGGCAGGAGUGUUUCCUCCCACAGCUGCUGCCCUGAGUGGUGGGUGUAACUCACACAGGUAGCUUUUACGGAGAGCAGGCUUGUUUGCCAAGGGAUGGGUAGGGUGAAGCCAUCCCCUGUGGCUCAGUUAUUGCAGCAAGCACUUGGGGCAUGACCUCUCCAGCCCACCUCGAGGUGGGAAUGUCAGUGCAUUAAUAAAAGUUCUCUGAAUGACAGAUUUGUGCAAUCCUUUGAGAUACCCCAGGGAAGGGUGCCCCAGGGGUGAGGCAGGCCAGGGCUCAUCAUCAUCUCUAGAAAAGCAUUGAAGCCUUUUGCUGUGAGGAAACCCCAGCUCCUUGCCGGGCUCCUUUCCUUGCUGACACUGCUCCAGGAGAUGCCAUCUUUGGCCCUUCUGCCUCUCCUGUGUGUGUUCUCCACUUGACACCAGUAGUAGCUUCCAGGUCUUGCUGACUACAAGACCUGCUUUUAAUGUGCUUCCCACUUUUGUAAGUGCUUUAUUUUGGGGCAGGAAGAAGGAAUGCUGUAAUUUGCUAGAAAAUUAAAUUUCAAUUUAAUUUGCUAGUAAAUUAAAGGGUCUGCAUGUGAGAUGCAUGGGUGGCAUUGCCUGGGUAGCUCCAUUUUCUUCAUCAGUGCUCAGAUGUUUGAAUUUUUAACCCUUUUCUUUUUUUCCCUAUCAGUCCUCAUGUUGCAUUGCUCUGUUCCCAAUAUACUUCCUGAUUUCCUCUCUCCACUCAGCCACGUUUCAGCUAUAAUGGUGCACAGGAGAUUAAAAAAAAAUAA
This is a messenger RNA of Phalacrocorax carbo (great cormorant), 9162 nucleotides long. NCBI's taxonomy places the organism in Eukaryota, Metazoa, Chordata, Aves, Suliformes, Phalacrocoracidae. The record is from RefSeq and is a predicted model, not a curated record.